Messenger RNA from Peromyscus eremicus (cactus mouse), 1017 nucleotides. RefSeq names its product patr class I histocompatibility antigen, A-2 alpha chain-like. The coding region runs from base 1 to 1017 and encodes 338 amino acids. Gene Ontology annotation, cellular component: external side of plasma membrane. The transcript has 6 exons. Gene Ontology annotation, biological process: positive regulation of T cell mediated cytotoxicity; antigen processing and presentation of endogenous peptide antigen via MHC class Ib; antigen processing and presentation of endogenous peptide antigen via MHC class I via ER pathway, TAP-independent. Gene Ontology annotation, molecular function: signaling receptor binding; peptide antigen binding. NCBI's taxonomy places the organism in Eukaryota, Metazoa, Chordata, Mammalia, Rodentia, Cricetidae. The record is from RefSeq and is a predicted model, not a curated record.
AUGGGGGCUGCAGUGCAGCGUCCAGCUCUCCUGCUGCUCUCAAUACUUCUGCCUCUGACUAAGACCAAGACCCACAGUGGCGCUGGGUCACACUCGAUGCGGUAUUUCGUAACCACGACUGCGUCUCCAACUGGUCUCCAAGGUCUCAAAGUCUUCGCCGUUAGCUACGUGGACGACACGCAAAUCCUGCGCUUCGAAAGUGACGUGGCUACUAAGUUGGAGCCGCGCGUGCCAUGGGCGAAGGAGAUGGGGAGGGAUUAUUGGGAGGGGGAGAGAAUAAGUCUGGAGAGUUACUCCCAGUUGGCCCGAGAAAACGUGCGAUUUGCACUCCGGAUCUAUAACCAGAGCAAUGACGACCGACUCUUCCUCCGCGGGCACUAUAGACAUGCCUUUGAUGGCCGUGAUUACAUUAGCCUGAACGAGGACAUGAGAACUUGGACUGUGGCUGACAAGACGGCUCAGAUCGCCCAGCGAAGGUGGGAGGAAAAAAAGAUAGCAGAGGAAACAAGGCUCAUCUUGGAGGGCCGGUGUGUUGCAUGGCUGCUCAGACACCUGGAGAUAGGGAAGGAGAUUCUGCAGCGCUCAGACCCUCCAGAGGCACAUGUAACUUAUCAACCCAGACCUGAAGGUGGUGUCACCUUAAGAUGCUGGGCUCUGGGAUUCUACCCAGCUGAGAUAACCUUGACCUGGGAGAGGAAUGGGGAAGACCAGACCCAGGACAUGGAGGUGAUAGAGACCAGGCCUGCAGGAGAUGGAACCUUCCAGAAGUGGGCAGCUGUGGUAGUACCUUAUGGACAGGAGCAGAGAUACACAUGUCAUGUGCAACAUGAAGGGCUGCCUGAGCCCCUCACCCUGAGAUGGGAGCCACCACCUCCUUGGCCCACAAUUGGAGUGACUGUUGGUGUGGUUCUUCUUGGAGUUGUGGUCACUGGAGCUGUGGCUGCCAUUGUGAUCAUGAGGAAGAAAAGUUCAGCAUCUCACACUGUGUCCCAGGCUGGCUUGGGAAUCACUAUGUAG